This is a messenger RNA of Salpingoeca rosetta, 753 nucleotides long. RefSeq lists its product as uncharacterized. Gene Ontology annotation, biological process: reciprocal meiotic recombination. The record is from RefSeq and is a predicted model, not a curated record. Lineage: Eukaryota; Choanoflagellata; Craspedida; Salpingoecidae. Gene Ontology annotation, molecular function: ubiquitin protein ligase activity. Bases 1 to 753 code for a protein of 250 amino acids. The transcript has 5 exons. Gene Ontology annotation, cellular component: synaptonemal complex.
AUGGCAGACUUCCACUGCAACAAGUGCCGAGGUGCGGAUUUGGGCCCUCGACAAUGGGCGACGCGCUGCUCGCACUUGCUUUGCGAUGCCUGCGGGCAAGCUGCCAUGGAGGCUGCCAAGGCCUCGAUGGAGCCUGUGCUGUGUCCCGUGUGCAAGACCCCACUCAUCGAGAAGCAUGAUCUCGUCAACUUUGACCCAAACCCAAGCGAGCAACACCGCAGCAUGAUCCUGGCCGGGCUGUCACCAGCGCUCAUCAUCGAGAUUGCUGGCCGCGCCCUAUCCUUUCACACAUACCAGAUGUCGCUGCAAACGCACCUCAUGCGCCAAGAGUUGAAGACCAAGACCUCUGCACUGGAAGCCAAGUUGCAGAAGCUUGCAGUGCACGGGCAGUCUGAAAUGGACAGGCUGCACACCCAACUGCAAGCUGCCAAGGAGGAGCUUCACCGAACCGUUUCAGAGUUGCAGAGUGCCCGCCAAGCCUUUGCAGAGAAAUCGCGCCAGCACAAUCGCCUGCAGAUGCUGUAUGACGAUUUGCGGCGCAAAGCGGUUGCUCUAGAAGCCACACAGAAGACGCCAGUGCCACGCCACUCACAGCAGCGACCAAUUGCUCAGCCUCACGAAAUGCGCAGCAGCACCACAAGCAGCGUGUCAGGCUUUGUCACAACCCACCACUUGGCAAAACCGGGGCUAAUACAGCAGGGUGAUCCCCCUGGACAGAAGCAGCGGCGCCAGCGCUGGCAUCAUCCAUUGUGA